Molecule: messenger RNA, 1347 nt
Organism: Closterium sp. NIES-65
Lineage: Eukaryota; Viridiplantae; Streptophyta; Zygnematophyceae; Desmidiales; Closteriaceae
Source: the annotation of a GenBank genome assembly
AUGACUACGUGGAGGCGCACGUGCUGGAUGCAGUUCCCCCCCUUCCCUCCCCUCUCCAACCUCUCCCCCUUCCCCCCGUCUCACCACUUCCCCCCCUUCCCUCCCCUCUCCAACCUCUCCCCUUUCCCGCGUUCUCUGAAUUUAACUGUCUCAUCCCGCCGCCAUGCUGCGCGCGCCUCGCGCACGACGCGCUCCUCGCGCAUCACCACAUUCACGCGACUCGCUCCCCGCUCCCAUCCAACUCACGCCACCCUCCCCCCGUUCCUCCUUCCCCCUCCUUCCGCCUCCUCCACCCCGCUCCUCGCCCCUCGUCCCUUCUCCUCACCUCCUCGUCUCCUUUCGCUGCGCAUGGCGAUGAGCGACGGCACGGAGCUCGAGGUGCGCCACGUGCACGCGACCGCGGGCCGCCUGCUGUACCCGCACGCUACGCCCGCCAUCUUCCUCAAGAUUGCCAACGCGCCCGACCUCGUGCUGCCCAUCGUUGUUGGCGAGCUGGCCAUCGGGCUUCUCAUGAAGGCGUUUCGCCGCGAACACGCCGCGCGCCCCAACCACUACGACGUGAUGACGGAGAUGGUGCAAGCGCUGCGAUACGAGGUGCGCGCGGUGAAGAUAACGCAGCGCGUAAUGGACACGUACUACGCGCGCGUCUACCUUGCCGCUCCCGACUCCCCAACGUGCGUCGCGAGCGUGGACGCGCGGCCGUCAGACGCCAUCAAUCUGGCGGUGCGCGCGCAGGUGCCCAUACUCGUCAGCCGCGCCAUCGUCCUCAGUGACGCCGUUAGGGUGGUCCCCGCGGGCGCGGAGGGGGGCGCGGAGGGGGGAGUGGAAGGGGGAGCGGAGGGCGGGAGGGAAUUGGGGAGGGAAGGCGCGGGCGGAAGGGGGAAGCGUGAGUUUGGGGGGUUUGCGCAACAGCUGGGUUUUCCGCAUCACCAGCAGCAGCAGCAACAGCAGCAGCAGCAGCAGCAGCAGCAGCAGCAGCAGCAGCAGCAGCAGCAGCAGCAGCAGCAGCAGCAGCAGCAGCAGCAGCAGCAGCAGCAUCAGCAGCAACAGCAGCAGCACAACCACCAGCACCACCAGCAAGACUUCUUUGAUGCGUUGCACCAGCAGCAGCAGCAGCAACACCAGCAUCAGCAGCAGCCGUUUCUGCAGAGUGGGCAUGUGGGCGAGCGGAGUAGCAUGGAAAGGGCGCCGGGGGCAGCAGGGGACGUGAUCGCGGAGGAGAUGGCGCUGAUGACGGCCAUGCAUGCUGCUGCCAACGAGGAGAGAUACGCCGAUGCUGCUCGCCUCAGGGACCAGCUCCAGCUGCUGCGCAUUCGCAACCACAGGCAGCUGCACAACAGAUUCUGA